CUUGUCAUUUACCGCCAUAAUUUUUUAGUUUAGAAGUAUACUGAAAUAAAGUUUACCAUGGCUAAUAAACAGACUGUUAUUGGUUCUAUGGAUCCUGCUCAACAGAAAUUGUUUGUAUCAUAUUUUAAAUCUUUGUCUGAGAAACCUUCAACAACUAUAAGAUUUUUCAAUCGAACUGAAUUUUAUACAGUUCAUGGAACAGAUGCCCUAUUUGUGGCUAAACAGGUUUUUCGAACAACAUCAUUUGUCAAAGAAAUUGGCUCAGGUAAUGAGACAUUGGAAUCUUUAAAUUUAAAUAAAUCACAAUUCGAAUCACUAAUCAGAGACUUGCUAUUGGUCAAGCAGUAUAGAGUUGAAGUUUAUACUAACAAAGGAAAUAAAGGCCCUACAUCUUGGACCUUAGAGUAUAAGGGAUCUCCAGGUAACCUUGCCCAGUUCGAAGAGUUACUGUUCUCUAAUAUUGAACAAAUUGAUGGAGCUGCAGUCCUCAGUGUUAAAUAUGACUCCAAAAAUAAAGUGGUUGGUAUUUGUCUUGUUGACAUGGUUGAACAUACCUUUUCACUUGCCGAAUUCACAGAUGAUGAACAUUUUACAAAUUUGGAAGGAAUCAUUGUGCAGUUUGGGGCUAAAGAAUGUAUUAUACCAUCUGAUUCGUCACUGGAAUUUGAAAAUAUUAAAAAAGUUGCUGAAAGAUGUGGAGUGCUGGUAACUGGUAGAAAGAAAGUAGAUUUUUCCACUGAUGGUCUUGUUCAAGAUCUUAAUCGGUUGAUAAAGUUUGAAAAAGGUCAACAGCAAAAUGCAAAUGCUAUUCCCCAAAUGAAUUUAACUGUUGCAACUUCUAGUUUAGGAGCUGCAAUCAAAUAUUUAGAGCUCUUAUCUGAUGCUGAUAGCUUUGGCCAGUUUGUGAUGAAGACCUUAGAACAUGACCAGUUUGUUCACCUUGAUUCAGCUGCAAUGAGCGCCCUUAACAUUACAGGUAACAGUGCUGCUCCUCAGAGCUCAAGUCAUACCAUACUGGCCCUACUUGAUAAGUGCAGAACCUCACAUGGCCACAGGUUGAUUGGGCAGUGGAUAAAGCAACCUUUAAAGGAUUUAAAUUUAAUAUCUGAGCGACAUGAUAUAGUUGAACUAUUAGUCAAUGAGACAGUGCUCCGUCAAGCUCUCUAUGAAGAACAUCUCAUAAAAAUUCCAGAUUUUCAGCUGCUCUCCAAAAAGUUACUGAAAAAGAGAGCUACAUUGCAGGAUUGUUACAGAAUUUAUCAAGGUAUCGAGAAACUGCCUUCCUUGGUAAAUACAUUAGAAAGUUAUUCAGAGGAUGGACCACAUUGUACUUUAAAAGCGGUAAUUAUUGAUCCUUUGAAAGAAAAUCUCAAUGAUAUGGAUAAAUUCCAAGAAAUGAUUUGUUCUACAAUAGAUCUUACACUUGUUGACAAUGGAGAGUAUCUCAUUAAAGCAGAAUUUGAUGAAGAUCUUAAAGACUUACGAGAAAAAAUGGAAUUAUUAGAGAACAAAAUGAAGAAAGAAUUGAAUUAUGUUGCGGAUGAUCUCUCACUAGAAGCUGGGAAAUCGGUGAAAAUUGAUUCCAAUUCCCAGUAUGGGUACUUCUUUAGGGUUACAUUAAAGGAUGAAAAAGUGAUUCGUAAUAACAAAAAAUAUAUUCAGCUUGAUGCUAACAAAGCUGGUGUGAGAUUUAGAAGUAAGAAAUUAAAUGACUUAAAUGAUGAAUAUACAGAAAUUCGGGAUUCUUAUACCAAGCAUCAGCAGUCAGUUGUCAGUGAAGUUAUAGCUAUAGCAGUGGGUUAUUCCAAUACUCUUCAUGAGAUCAGCUGUUUACUGGCUAAGUUGGAUGUUCUGUGCAGUAUGGCCGUGAUCUCUGCUUCUGCACCUAAACCGUACAUCAAGCCGGUGAUGAAGCCAAAGGGAUCUGGAGUGCUUAGGUUGAUUCAAGCCAGGCAUCCUUGUUUGGAGCAGCUUGAUAGCAUUUCCUACAUCCCAAAUGAUGUGGAUUUCAAUGAUGAAAGUACUUUUUAUGUUAUUACUGGUCCAAAUAUGGGAGGAAAAAGUACCUAUAUUCGUAGUGUUGGGACAGUCGUCCUUUUGGCACAGAUUGGGUGUUUAGUCCCAUGUGAUGAAGCUGAAAUUUCAAUUGUUGAUUCUAUUUUGGCACGUGUUGGAGCAAAUGAUUCUCAGAUUAAAGGAAUGUCUACUUUCAUGGUUGAAAUGGUGGAAACAGCUAGUAUAUUAAAGUCUGCUACAAAAGAUUCGUUAAUCAUUAUUGAUGAACUUGGCCGAGGAACUUCAACCUAUGAAGGAUGUGGAAUUGCUGUUGCCAUCACAGAGUAUUUAGCCAAGGAGGUCAAGGCUUUUUGUUUAUUCGCGACUCAUUUCCAUGAGUUGACUCGACUGUCUGACGAAAUUUCAACAUUAAAGAAUAUUCAUGUGACAGCAGUUCCUUGUGAGACAGGCUUGACACUGUUAUAUCAAGUUAAGCCAGGUGCUUGCGAUCAGAGUUUUGGCAUUCAUGUGGCCGUAAUGGCUCGUUUCCCUGAACAUGUAGUAGAGGAAGCUAAAAGAAAGCUCUCUGAGUUAGAAGACUAUCAAAGCAUCAUUACUGCUGAAAACGAUGUCAAGAAAAGAAAAAUUAUUAAGGAAGGGGAAGAAAAAAUGAAAGACAUUUUGGAGAGCUGUAAGCAGCUACCUGUAGACAACUUAUCACAAGAAGAACUGAUGGCUGAAAUUGAAAAAAUGAGAGCAAAAGUUAUGGAGGAAGACAAUCCUUAUUUAAAUUUAUUGAUCAAUAAAUCUGUUCCCGUUUUUGUUUAAGGCAUUACUAAUUGUUAUUGUAUAUAGAUUUUUAAUAAUUGUUACAUCCAUUAAAGUUCCUACUUAUAUA
Nezara viridula (southern green stink bug) is the source of this 2893-nucleotide messenger RNA. The record is from the annotation of a GenBank genome assembly. NCBI's taxonomy places the organism in Eukaryota, Metazoa, Arthropoda, Insecta, Hemiptera, Pentatomidae.